Pisolithus orientalis is the source of this 636-nucleotide messenger RNA. Its product is annotated as peptidase S24/S26A/S26B/S26C. The annotation marks the transcript as partial. The transcript is spliced from 2 exons. Gene Ontology annotation, molecular function: serine-type endopeptidase activity. Lineage: Eukaryota; Fungi; Basidiomycota; Agaricomycetes; Boletales; Pisolithaceae. The record is from RefSeq and is a predicted model, not a curated record. Gene Ontology annotation, cellular component: membrane; mitochondrial inner membrane peptidase complex.
CGCUUUCUGCAGGCAGUUAACUUCGUGUGCGCCUUCCACCUGUUCAAAGAAAACGUAGGCAGCCCAUGUCUCAUGGAUGGUCCUUCCAUGUUUCCGACGUUUGACGUCAAUGGUGAAAUCGCCGUAGAAUGCGUCUUAGCGUACCGUCUGUUCCCCGACUUGGUCCGAGGAGAACUGGUUUCCCUCAAGUCACCGUUCAACCCUAACAGGAUCGUGUGCAAGAGGGUCAUCGGGCUCGCCGGAGAUACAAUCUGUGUUGACCCCACGGGUUCGAAGGCUCCCUCAACAGAACAUGUCGUCGUACCGGAAGGCCAUGUCUGGGUAGCAGGAGACAAUACCUCGUGCUCAAUAGACUCCCGCGACUACGGACCAGUAUCCAUGGCGCUUAUCAGGGGCAAAAUUGUUGCAAGAGUAUGUGUUUGGUUAAUUUUCCUGGACGACAUAACGCACUCGGACUACAACAGGUUUAUCCUUUCGAUCGAUUCCAAAUAUUCAUUCCAGGGGUCACGUAUGUUGACCAAAUUAAUAGUAGCUACAAGUGCGACGGUGAUGGUAAGGGAAAUAAUGCAGGGUCAUGAUAAAGUCAGCGGACGAAGUUCAUCGAAUAACCUCCUUGCCCGUUUGGUUCAAACUUGA